UUUUAAAAAGGGCUGUUUAUUUUGCCUAUUAUUUUUUCAUUUGUAGUGAACUGCUCAUCUACAAUGUAUUAUACAUUCAGUUGUGUUGUUUUCUACAUUUUUAAAUUGUUUUUGGUCCUCUCUGAACUUUUAUUAACAGCCCUGGAAGCUCCAGUCUACAAACAAGAAGCUUUUUCGUGUGAUCAUCUCGCAACAGGACAUUCAUAAAAUUAAGCUUGAUUCUGUUCCUGAGUCAGUAGAUGGCCUCAAACUAGUGCUAAAAAGCAAACUGCAGCUAAAAGAGUCCUUUGAUCUUCAGUAUGAAGAUGAAGACUUUCAUGACUUUUGCAACCUUACACAUAUAGCUGAUCUGCCUGAGGAGAAAGUGACGUUGAGGGUCCUUUUCAAUCCAUCUGCAGAUACUUUUUCAGACUCAAGUUUAGACACUGCAAGCUUAUCUGUCUCCUCUCCGUCUACAUCAUCUUCAGCAAGCAAACAUUCACAGUCAUCUUCAGGUCGUUCACAGCUGUGGCCAGCUUGCUUUACUAUUCCCACCUUCUCGUAUGAUGUUGAGCUGAGGCUGAGACAGGGCAAUGAGGCUCAUAGAAAAGAUGGUGCGUUGUUGACCAUUUCUAGAGACAUUAAGUCUGAAAUUCUAGAAAAACUUGCUGAGGCAAUAUAUUCAUACAAAGCCUAUCCUGGGAAUGAGGAAUUUGAAAGUGUAGCGAUUGCUCUUGUUGAAAAACACCCUUGUCUAAAAGAGCCAGGCUCCGCAUCUGGGUGGUAUGGGUGGAAACUAAGUCUAAAAUUUAAGAUGGGGAACUAUAGACAAAAGUUAAGGGAUGCAGGUUGUCAAGAACUGAAAGUGAAUUCAGAGAAGAGAGGUCCUGGCGAGGCCAGAGGAAAGUGAAACCAAGUGAAGAAGCCUAGACGGUCUGAAACAAACUUUCUUCCAGAUCUCCCACAGGGAAAAGACCGGAAAAGUCUGGAAGAGGAACGAGAGCAAAUCGUUCAAGAAAUGAAGAAAAGGAACCCUGACUUUGCUUUUGUAGAUGCAAGAAUGAGCAGCACAUAUUCUUUGAGAAGACAGGAAAUUGUUGAAGAUGAGCCUCCAGUGUCGGAAGUGAAAGUCAGAUGGCCGGCACUUUUCACUGAGAGACAGAUCAGCAUGGAAUUCACCAGGCUUGUGUCGAUGGACCUUAGCAUGUCCUUUUAUGGGGGUCUUGACUCCCAUCUCCUGAAGCUUCUUCAGUUGUACCGGUCAAAACGUUUUGAAGGGAUGACAGAAAUGACUGCCAUACUGGAGAGCCUUGACAAGGAUGCAUCAAACCAAAGGAAGAGGGCAGCGGUGCUGCAGGCUCUGCCUUGGUACAUGAGAGAGAAUCCUGCUAAAUUCAUGAAGAUAUGUGAGCCCACUAAUUGUGAGGAGGAUGUCAUCAAAAGAAUGACUAUUGGAAUCCUUGCCAUUGUAGAGGAUGUGAAGGAGCCACUCCCAGUGAUCUACAGUGAUGUGGCCCUGGUGAUCGAAGAGCAAGUUGUCCUUUGUAAUCUUGGUGAUGUACCAAAUGCUUUUAUGAACUUGAUGGGGCUGCUCUAUGUAUUGAACAUGAACUACCCCAAAGAACUCAAAUAUACCUUUGAGGUGAUUCAGCGUCUGUUCAUGGGCAUUGGAGUAGAUUCCUGCACUGCAAGAGUCCACACACUGAAGAAUAAAUUACUGAGUUAAAGAGAGAAUUUUUUGUGGGUGUAAUGUGUAGUUCUCUACAGCCUUAACCUUUAAUGCUUUGUUUUAAAUUAUUUUAUUGAUUUUUCUUGGUCCAUUAUGUAAAAAAUUGUUUUCCAAGACUGCAAAAUCAGUCUUCUUGUCCUCCAACUAUUUUUGCAGAAUAUGGUGUAUUUAUUCUUAGUGCUUUUGUCUAAAA
Molecule: messenger RNA, 1901 nt
Organism: Colossoma macropomum (tambaqui)
Lineage: Eukaryota; Metazoa; Chordata; Actinopteri; Characiformes; Serrasalmidae
Exons: 4
Coding region: 998-1705 (235 amino acids)
Source: RefSeq, a predicted model, not a curated record